UGCUCGCAGGCGCUGGGGGAGGAGAAGGACAGAAAUGUGGGGGUUUUGUCAGGAACGUUUUGGGACAGUGGAGAGGAAGCAGACUGCACAAACAACCCCUGAACUUGUCCAAACAUCUCUCUGGGACUGACGGAAGUGUUACGGCCGUCUUGACUUCCUGUUUCAUCUCGACUGCUGGGAUUCUUUUGGCCACCAUGUGCUUGAGUGUGACAGCUGGAGUGUUGCUAUUGGGUUUAUCAGCAGUACGUUCAUGUUUGAUAAUCAGCGAAGUGAAUUGUGAUAAUCCCAGAUUUGACACCAAAGAAUUUGUCGAGUUGUUCUCUCUUAGCGGUGGCUCCACCUCUCUGGAUGGCUACACCCUCGUUUUCUAUAAUGGCAAUGGCAAUGUGGCGUACCGCAUCGUGGACCUGAGCAGGCACAGCACGGACGAACGAGGAUUCUUCCUCAUUGGCUCGGCUGAGCUCAAGCCAUCGCCGGCCAUCCAACUUCCACCAAACUCCAUCCAGAACGGCCCUGAUGCGAUCGCCCUGUACGGCCCAUCCUGGGUUCCUGUAGCCGAGAACGGCAAUGUUUCUGCUAUUGGGCUGCUUGAUGCCGUAGUUUAUACGUCUCGCCGGGCAACCAGCACCGCCGGGACGUUGUCCCGAGUCCUCACGCCAGGUUCUUUACCAUAUGUUGAGGAUGAUCAAUUUUUAGAGGGAGACGAGUCCAUCCAGAGGUGUUGGCUUUCUGAUGAUUACUACAGCUUCCAAAACGCCGUGCCCACCCCUGGACGGCCCAAUAUCUGCCCGCCGUCAAACCCCGGACAUCUAUGGAUUAACAAGAUCCAGUUGAGUGGAGGGGCACUGACUGGACCUGUCGAGAUCAGCGUUGGGACAGAAAGAGGGCCGAUGACAGUGGUGGUGUAUAACGUCCAAACCGACACCGUGAAGACCAGUGUAGGGUUUCAGGCCAGCGAAUCUGGGACUGUCUCGGUCAAUUUGACCACGACUGCUUUGUCGGAUUUAGACGGCUGGGCGUUGGCAGUGUACCAGGGGAAGGUCGAAGAUUUCCAAAAGGGCAGCCCACUCAAACAACUUCAGCCAUUUGAUGCCUUUGUCUGCAGCGGACUUGCAAACACCCCAAGCACCGUUCUCACCGAGACUCUCAUCCCAGGCAGGAAAGCCUUCGAGCUCAACAGCAGGUUUUCAGAAGUCGAUUCUUACGUCACCCGGUGUGGUACGGCUCACUGGGCGAGAGAUCCCGGCGUAUUUCAGCAUCAGAUACAGAGACCGAGCGAGUCCAGCCACUGCCGCUGGUAUAACACCUGCCCUUACAGCACUGCCGUUAACGCGACAGAGGAACCUUUCGAGCCGUGGUCGGGUAUCGAUGGCGACUUCCUGAUCAGCGAGGUGAAUGUGGACUCCCCGGGUUCAGCGGAAGAUGAGGAGUUUGUGGAACUCUGGCAUCCAUCAGGCCACCGGACUUCACUCAGUGGCAUCUGGGUGCUGCUGAUCAACGGCAACAACGGGAAAAUUUACCGUGAAAUUGAGCUCCACGGACACUACACAGAUAAUCACGGCUACUUCCUGAUCGGCAGCGAAAAGCUCAAUCCGCAGGUUGCCCUACCAGCAAAUACCAUCCAAAACGGCCCAGACGCCAUAGCGAUAUACCGCUCGACGUAUCCACCCUCUGUCGAGAAUGUUAUUGUUCCCAGGAAUGGGCUCCUGGAUGGCAUGGUGUACCGAUCCCGGAGUUCAGACAGAGAUUGGGCGGAUCUCAUUAAAGCUCUGACACCAGGACAGCUCCCCCUGCUGGAAGACACCGCGGCACAGGAAGGAGACGUGAGUCUUAGCCGAUGUGGACUAAACCGACUCGACCUGAACUCCUUCAGGGUCUCGUCUCCCACACCGAUGAAGGACAACGAUUGUCCUCGUCCCCCUAAAGAGCUAGUCAUUAACGAAGUGGGCGGAGUCUUCGGAGACAGCGUCUACGUGGAACUGAUUGGUCCACCUUUGGCUCCUUUGCACGGACUGGUCAUAGUGCUGUAUGAGCUCAGCACUGCAAGACACGUGAUUCCGCUAGAAGGAAGUCUCGGAAGUGAUGGAUUCUUCCUGCUGGGUAACAAGUCUCGAGCUGAUCAGAAUUUGCCUGCCCUGACGUCUCUCGGUGCGGUCUGGUUGUGUCGCGGCCUGCCGAGCAUCUGUAGCAACGAAUCGAAAGUUCAGGACCUGUUAGUUCUCUCGAAUAAUUCAAGUCUGCAUCCUUUUCUCCACGGAGUUACGUAUCGGGUCGUGCACCCAGUGGCCAGUUUUGACUCUGUCUCUCGCUGUGCAAUGAACCGAUCUGACGUCUGGACUGCCUCUGACUCAACACCCCGCCUCCCAAACCUCUGCCCAAGCCCCGCCCACUCUGUCCACGUGAACCUGUGUCUCCAGGCGGAGUCUGAUUCUCACAUUACAUGUACACCUGAGGGAUUUGCAGAGUUGUUAGAGCUUUCCUGUCAGUGUGGAAUCUCUGGUGCUCAUCUUGCAGGUGUGAAUUUAACCUGCGUAUCCAAGAGCUUGUACGCAGAAGGUCCUGUAUUUGCACAAUCCAAUCGCCAGAGGGAGCUUGUGGCCCAGGUACUGCAGAAAACGCAGACACACUCCUGCAGCGGAGUCGGGGAACGGCUGUACAAUAAAGAGUCCUCGCUGGGGCUGCAGGUGGGGCUGGUGUUAACGGCGGUGCUGCUGUGUGCAGUGGGAGGAGCCGUCGUCUUCUACCUGUACAAGAAAAAACGGCCUCAAGACUACUAUUCAAUGGAGCUGAAUGAACACGACUCGCCCGUGGAUCUCUAGCAUUUGUUUGUGUGUGCGUGCAUUUUUUUUUUUUUUUUAAAGGAAGUCUACAACCCC
This is a messenger RNA of Neoarius graeffei (lesser salmon catfish), 2876 nucleotides long. RefSeq lists its product as uncharacterized. The record is from RefSeq and is a predicted model, not a curated record. NCBI's taxonomy places the organism in Eukaryota, Metazoa, Chordata, Actinopteri, Siluriformes, Ariidae. Bases 195 to 2819 code for a protein of 874 amino acids. The transcript is spliced from 13 exons.